Messenger RNA from Trichobilharzia regenti, 3761 nucleotides. NCBI's taxonomy places the organism in Eukaryota, Metazoa, Platyhelminthes, Trematoda, Strigeidida, Schistosomatidae. The record is from the annotation of a GenBank genome assembly.
GUUGCUUGACCUUGAGAACUAUUUGAAGAGUUCCCAAAUAAAGCUUCAUGGAACGGACUGUGAAGUUGCAGUAUACCUUAUCUUAGAAAUGUCUAGAUGUAAUAGUAAAGUGACUCUCACCAGAUGUCAGAAGUUCUUCAGCUGGUUCCCGGUUGUCUUUAUUCUCUUGAUAGUUGGAUGGUCAUAUUAUGCGUACGUAUAUUCCCUAUGCAUAGUCCAAGUCACCUCUGUAUCAGCGAAAGUAUGUUAUCUCGUAUUCUUUCAUCUGUUUCUCUUGAUGUUUUGUUGGUCCUAUGUGAAAGCUAUCGUGACCCCUCCUAUAAGACCCCCUAAACAAUUUCAUUUAACCAGUAGUGAAUGGGAGACAUUGAAUAACACAGCUGGAACGGGUGUUAAUGGCAAUGUAAUACUAGAGACAAUAGUAUCAGAUCGUAAUCUUCCAGUUUAUCUUGCUGGCCCAGACGGAGGAAUUCGUAUAUGCAAUAUAUGUGCAUUAAUCAAACCUGAUCGAGCUCAUCACUGUUCUGCUUGUGGAUUGUGUUUGCUAAAAAUGGAUCACCACUGUCCUUGGACGAAUAAUUGUGUUGGGUUUCAUAAUCAUAAGUACUUUAUUGUCUUUUUAUCAUGGGGUGUGAUAUACUGCUUUUAUAUCGUUUGCACGUCAGCAUCAUAUUUUGCAGAAUUUUGGACAUCUGCAAACAAUUUCUCGGUUGACCGAUUUCAAGUUCUGUUCGUUUUUAUUGUGGCUGUUAUGUUUGGUCUUUGUCAGCUUGGCUUAUGCGCAUAUCAUUUGUAUCUAGUUGGAGUUAAUCAAUCCACGUUAGAAACUUUCCAUCCUCCAAGACUACGUGGUGGACAACCAGAUAAGUAUUUGUUUAAUUUGGGAGUGAAACAAAAUUUUCAAGAAACAUUUGGAUCACGGUUUAUAUUAGCCAUGCUGCCUGUAUUCACCACGUAAGUCCAGCUGUUAAGUUAGACAAAUAUAUUUUAUUUACUAACAUUACUAGUAAUUUGUCUAUUUAUCUUCAUCCUAGUGAUUAUCGACAGCAGUAAUUGAUUUGAAUUACUGUCAUGUUCCGCAACCUCGGUGUUUAGAAUUACGUAUACCUGGGGGCCUGUUUAAAGCAAAAGCACAAUGUUUAACUACUGAAAUAUGUUUUGCUUGCUUAGUCUCCAUAAAACAAAAUAAGUUAUUAGGCAGUUUGCGGAUAUCCACUUUCUCGAACGGUGUCUGUGGUGGUCUGCGAGUUUGUGUAGUAUAUCUUCUCAUUACUUUCGGUGCUGGUUAUUUGUUUUUCAGCAUACUAGUACUGCUGUAAUUAUUAAAUAAUAAUGUCUUUUAAUUGAUUAUCUUCGUGAUGAUGGAUCUCCUCUUAGAGGGUAAUUAGCUGACGUGUUGUAUUUAGAUGACAUAGUCCUGUUGAAAAAAUGAUGGUGGGAUACAGAGUCUUUUGAUCGUUUCGAGUCCAAAAGUGAGUUUUCUGAUGUACUUUUCAUCUCCCAGAUAUAAAGGUCUAUUUCAUGACUAAUUGUUAUUAUUCACAAUACGUUGAGAUUAAAAUAGGGACGCACUAAUUGCGACUAUCGCUUCAUUAAGCCAAGCUCAUUAUAUGACAUCUACUUGUCUUCCCAGCCUGCAUUACUUAAACGAGAACAUACAACGACGUGAGCCGCACAGUACACUUCACGUAAUAGUGUAUGAUUCAGAAUAUCACCCACGUUGUGGAGAUGGUGUUAACUGGCGUUGGCGUUUGAACCAUUCUGUACAAAACAAUAACUUAGAAGCUGGUAAUGCGAGUUCACCUACGCCUUCAAUGACAAAAUUGCGCUGAUACAAAUUGAAAGAAGUGAAAAUAUAAGAAGUCACAAUUCGGAUUAUACUGCUGUAUCACACUCUCUAAUUGAUAUAUUUUUCUUCUAUCUACUUCAUUUUCUGAAAUACACUAUAUAUUGAUUUCAACAUACUUGAUACCUUUAUUUAUGCGUGUAUGCGUACAUCUGGUUUAUCAUGUCAAAAGAGCUUGAUGUUGUUAAAAGAAAGUACCUAACAGAUUUUAAAAAGUCUAUGAAUGUAUUUUAUGUCUCUCUGUUUCUUAUAUAUCACUCAUUUGUUUUCUUUUUGUGCAUGCCAGCCUACUUUCACAAGAGUAAGGUGAAUUUAGACUUAACAAUUAUCCCAAUACAAUUUACUGUUGCUGUUUAAAAUCUUCUAAAAUUAUCCUGAUUGCAGGAUUCUUUCAUCUCUGUUUUAUUCAGUCCCCAUCUAUGUUUGGUGUUCUUAAAUUUUUGUGUUUAAGCAUUUUUGAUUUUUCAGCUGAUAUCAUUUAUUGUAGGAGAGUUGUUGUUGACUUCAGAUGAUUCACGUACAUAUCCUUCUCUGCAGAUGAAAUCGUGGAGAAAACAGUGUAUCCAUUAUACACAAGGCUAUUACAAUUUACUAAUCAGUUUGCUUUUCAGUAAGAUCUAUUAUAAUAUCCACAAUUACAGAUAAGAUUUUAUUUUGAUAAAUCACACAGUGUUAUACAGUAAUAACACUGUAACACUGUGUGAUUUAUAAAAAUAAAAUAUUACCUAUAAUGGAGUUAUACUGUACCACAGUGGCCAAGUCUUAUACUUAUAUCAAUAUCCAUAAUUAUAUGAUAAUUUCUUCUUAGAAGGCUUUUGUCUUUGGGUGUAUUAUGUCAGCGUUUAUCGUGACAUAUUGAAUCUAAUUAACCAAGUUUGUUUAAGCUAUGCAUUACUUUUAAGGGUGUUUCAAUAUUUUUGUGCUUCAUCUAACGCUAAUCUUUUACUUUUUCAUAGUAUGUGGCACAAAAUCAAGUUAUUUUCACAUAAAUAUCAUAGAACACUUCGAUUCUGUCUAAUUGUAUUGGCAAAUGAGGUAUCUUUUCGUUAUUUUCCUGUCGCGUUUUGAUGUUUUUCAAAACAAUGUGUAUUUCGAUUUAGAACUCGAUGUUAGUUAACAUGUGAAUGUAAAAUCACUGAUCUGAAAGGCCGAAAUGAAACUGGUACAUGUUUAUAGCUGUACAACUUUGUUCCUUUUUAGAGGAAGUGAUCAGACAUUUAUAAACCACUUUCUAUGUGUUGUGUAUUAGACAAGUUCUUAUGUUCUAACAAAUUCUCAUAACUUGUCGUUAAAAUAGUAGACAUUAAACUCCUGGGCACCUUAUAUUCUGGAUGAAUAAACUUCUCUUCUUCACUACCUAAACUUCAGUCAUGCAGCCGGUUACUUAAUUAAUAUUAAUAUCUGUAGUUGUUGAAGCUGCUGCAGAUGGAAUGGUGUAGAUCUUCUAACCUUUUGUGGUUGUGAAAAAGACCGAUUUUCAAAGAAACCGUAUUACAUCUGAGUUGUUUUAUGUACACCAACAGUUACAUUGGAGUGAAAAUGAACUGUGUAUGUAUCUACAUCAAUACUCCGUAGCGAAUUUUGCACUAUACAACUCUUUUACAAGUAAUCUAAGCAGUUAAGUUUAUAUUUUUGAGUUGUGAUCGUACUUCUGGUUUUCCCAGUAUACCUGUUGAAUAAUUUGUGCAUGCACGAUGUUUGACUCUUUCGUGAUAUAACAAAUAUUUGUUUUUGUAAGCAAUCUUUCCCAAUAAGAGCUGCAUUAUUUUUAUCGAGGUUAGUCCUUUUUUUUCCAGCAGCUAUUAGAGACUUUCAAUUUUCAAUCAGAUUUCAUCCAUCAGGCUUAACUCUAACAUUUAACAUUUCUUUUAUAUUUAAUGGGCACGUAACCAAGAAAGUGUGUGUAUUGCCUCGU